Messenger RNA from Ilex paraguariensis (yerba mate), 876 nucleotides. Lineage: Eukaryota; Viridiplantae; Streptophyta; Magnoliopsida; Aquifoliales; Aquifoliaceae. The record is from the annotation of a GenBank genome assembly.
AUGGAUUCUUCAUCAACUAUGCUGUUCAACCAGCUCAAGACCGCAGAACCAUUUUUCCUACUAGCUGGUCCUAAUGUGAUUGAAUCGGAGGACCACAUUCUGCGUAUGGCCAAGCACAUUAAGGCUAUCACUUCUAAACUUGGGUUGCAAUUGGUUUUCAAGUCAAGCUUUGACAAAGCUAAUCGGACAUCUUCCAAAUCAUUUCGUGGUCCUGGCCUCAGUGAAGGCUUGAAGAUCCUUGAAAAAGUGAAAAUAGCAUAUGACCUUCCCAUAGUCACUGAUGUACAUGAAGCCAUUCAGUGUGAAGCAGUCGGCAGGGUUGCAGAUAUUAUUCAGAUUCCUGCUUUUCUGUGCCGACAGACGGAUCUUUUAGUUGCAGCAGCCAAAACUGGAAAAAUUGUCAACAUUAAGAAGGGUCAAUUCUGUGCUCCUUCGGUCAUGUUAAAUUCUGCUGAAAAGGUCAGAUUGGCUGGGAAUAACAAUGUAAUGGUUUGCGAGAGAGGAACCAUGUUUGGCUACAAUGAUUUGAUUGUAGAUCCACGCAACUUCGAGUGGAUGAGGGAAGCAGAUUGUCCUGUGGUGGCUGAUGUCACACAUUCGUUGCAGCAACCUGCUGGGAGGAAGUUGGAAGGUGGCGGUGUUGCUAGUGGAGGUCUUCGUGAAUUAAUCCCUUGCAUUGCAAGGACAGCAGUUGCUGUGGGAGUGGAUGGAAUUUUCAUGGAGGUACAUGAUGACCCUCUAAAUGCUCCAGUGGAUGGUCCAACACAGUGGCCUCUGCGCCAUCUGGAGGAACUGCUUGAAGAGCUUGUGGUAAUUGCUAGGGUUAGCAAAGGGAAGCAACAGAUGAAAAUUGAUCUCACUCCAUUUCAUCCAUAG